Messenger RNA from Ictalurus punctatus (channel catfish), 4921 nucleotides. It is a transcript of the gene map4k2, whose product is annotated as mitogen-activated protein kinase kinase kinase kinase 2. Gene Ontology annotation, molecular function: MAP kinase kinase kinase kinase activity; ATP binding. The record is from RefSeq and is a predicted model, not a curated record. Lineage: Eukaryota; Metazoa; Chordata; Actinopteri; Siluriformes; Ictaluridae. The transcript is spliced from 32 exons. Gene Ontology annotation, biological process: protein phosphorylation. Bases 272 to 2878 code for a protein of 868 amino acids.
UGUGUGUGCGUGUGUGUGUGCGUGUGUGCGUGUGUAGGCUCGCCGCUUCACAAUGCGUACGGACACCUCUUCAUUCCCGCUGCUGCAGAGACUCAGUGCGUCUACAGACAAACAGCUUCCUCCGAUUAGCGCGCGUUAUUUUUUAUGUUUCUUUCCGCUUAACGCGUUUCAUUUGACUUUCCUUGUGGCCAGAGAGUUUCUUGGAUGCAGUUGUGGGAUUUAAUCAUGUCCAUUGCUUGAAGAACCUGCCUAAUAGGGUUUCGCUGCUAUCAUGGAUACUAUUGGAGUUUCAUUUCUAGACCCGUUGGAGGACUAUGAGAUCCUUCAGAGGAUCGGAAGUGGCACGUACGGUGAUGUGUUUAAGGCAAGGAACAUCAAGACCUCAAAAAUGGCUGCUAUUAAAAUUGUUAAGCUGGAUCCGGGAGAUGACAUCACAUCUAUUCAGCAGGAGAUCACCACAAUGAAGGAGUGCAAGCAUAAGAAUAUUGUAGCCUAUUAUGGCAGCUACCACAGAAACACAAAGCUGUGGAUCUGUAUGGAGUACUGUGGAGGAGGGUCAUUGCAAGACAUCUACCAUGUAACUGGACCCCUAAAGGAGAAGCAGAUUGCGUAUAUCUGUAGAGAAACUUUGCAGGGUUUAAAUCAUCUCCAUGAAACUGGCAAAAUUCAUCGUGAUAUUAAGGGCGCCAACAUACUUCUUACUUUACGAGGAGAUGUCAAACUGGCUGAUUUUGGGGUUGCUGCAGAGAUCAGUGCCACUGCUGCCAAGAGGAAAUCUUUUAUUGGAACUCCCUACUGGAUGGCCCCUGAGGUUGCAGCUGUGGAGAAGAAAGGUGGCUAUAACCACUUGUGUGACAUUUGGGCGGUAGGCAUCACUUCCAUUGAGCUGGCAGAGCUGCAGCCACCCAUGUUUGAUCUUCAUCCCAUGAAAGCACUGAUGUUGAUGUCGAAGAGCAGCUUUCAGCCCCCUAAACUGAAAGAUAAAGCAAAAUGGUCUGCAGGAUUUCAUAGCUUUGUGAAGAUGUGUUUGACGAAGAAUCCUCGUAAGAGACCCACAGCAGAAACUCUUUUACAGCAUUCCUUUGUUACACAGCUACUGACCAGAAACCUAGUCAUUGAGCUGCUGGACAUGGCCAACAACCCAGAUCUCCACCAUGCACCCAGCAUUGAGGACAGUGAUCAUGACGCUAAUGAUGAUACCCCAGAUAAGAUCCAGUCAAAGGGAAAGUGUUUACCAGUAGAGAGAAGUCUUUCUGAGGAACAGUUUGAUCAGGUCAAAUUUGCACCUCUGAGGAGGAAAGAGACAGAUCCAUAUCCAGAUCUGGAUUCUUGUGAUGACUGGAGCAUUUCUGGUGAUGAAACCGAGUCUCCGAGUCUCUUGGAAUGUGUGGAAGAGGAACUGCAGCAGAGGAGCCUGACAAUAAAACAACAGCUGUCCAUUGGGUGGGGGAAGAGGAAAAGUGGAUUAUUCAGUCCUCCACCAGUAUCAGCCACUGCAUCACUUCCUCCCAUGAGCAAUUGCAGUACAGCUCAUCAGGACACAGAUCUAACCCUGAGGCCCAGUGCUUCCCUAAAGUCUGAUACAACACUUCGGCCCAAAUCAGCUCUCAUAAGAUGCUCGGCCAGUCAUGAUGUGCGGCAGUGGUGCAGUGACCCUUGUGUUCCUGAGGAGGAUGAUAAUCAAGAUGAGCAGCAAAGCCUUUCUGCCAGCAAGGACACAGCUCUCUCUCCUGAGUGGAGUACAAUGAGAAAGAAAGCGGAAGAUUCGAGAGCUGAUUCUCAUGGACUCCCUCCUACCCCCCAAGUCCAUAUGGGGGCCUGUUUCUCGAAAGUGUUCAAUGGCUGCCCAUUAAGAAUCCACUGUGCUGUGACAUGGGUUUUUCCAAAAACUAGAGAUCAGUACCUUAUACUGGGGGCAGAGGAGGGGGUCUACACACUCAACUUAAAUGAGCUUCAUGAGGACACUUUGGAAAAGUUACUGCCACAGAGAUGUACAUGGCUGUAUGUCAUGAACAAUGUCCUCAUGUCUGUCUGUGGAAAGUCAUGUCAGCUUUACUCUCAUAGUCUGACUGCUCUGUUUGAGCAACGUGGACAUGUUCAGAGGAAACCGAGUCACUUAUCCCUCAGCACCAACCGCUUUACUGAUAGAAUCAUCCACAGGAAGUUUGCAGUGUCACUGAAAAUCCCAGACACUAAAGGCUGUAGAAAGUGCAGUGUUGCUCGUAACCCGUAUACUGACAGCACGUUUCUUUGUGCGGCUGUGCCCUCUGGACUUGUUCUGCUCCUGUGGUAUGAGCCCCUGCAGAAAUUCAUGCAUCUAAAGCACAUAGCUGUAAGUCUGCCUGACCCUCUGGUCAUUUUUGAGCUACUUGUUUUGGUCACGGAUGAGCUUCCUCAGCUCUGUGUAGGUGUGAGGGAAUGCCAGCCAAGAAGUGAUGACCCUCAGACAAAGCAGCAACUAAAGUUUGACAUAAUUGAACUGAAUGGCACACCAAAUUCUAAUACAGAUAGUGAAUGUGUAAGAGCAGGGCAGGUAACACAGCUGGACAGAGAUACAGUCCUGAUUGCAUUAGAAAAAACAGUGAAGAUUGUCAAUCUGCAGGGUGUCCCAAGCAUGGACUUAGCCUCAGAAAUGGAGUUUGGUUUCCCUAUUGAGACUUUAGUUUGUCUACAAGAUAGUGUUUUAGCCUUCUGGAAACAUGGACUUAAAGGACGCAGCCUGUACAACUGUGAGAUAACACAAGAAAUCACAGAUGAAACUCGAGUAUUUCGGGUUUUAGGCACAAACAGAGACAUUGUUUUACAAAGCACCCCAACUGACAACCCUUCAUCACCCAGCAAUUUAUAUAUUUUAACUGGUCAUGAAAACAGCUACUGAAAGGAGACAAACAGCGGGGAGAGACCAAGGAAAGUGGAGAUGAUAGAGAGACAUACCAAAAUGAUUCUGGAGUAAUAACAAGUCCAUCAAGUAAAGCCUUAUUGUCACCUGUCUGAAGUGUAAACCUACAUGCUCUGUAACAGAUGGACACUACACAUGAACUCAGCACUCAGAAAACAUCUCAGCACUGACAAAUGCUCAUUUUAUGAAUGCACUGAAAUCCCCAAAUAGAGCUAUGGAGGACUUCCUUAUAACCAUUCAUUCUGCCCUUUGUGUCCUUGCACCUUACCUUAUUAUGAAAUGGUUCAUUUUGAGAUGGUACACUAUAAUGACAUCUAUGUAAGCACUAUCAAUGAAGUCAGUCUGACUGAAAUAUAAACAGACUGAUUCAUAAAUGAUUAAUAUGACAACAUUUAGUGUGAUGGUUAAUGUCUGUGCAGUUCUUAAUGGAAAAAUCCACCCUAAAAGACCUGCAUAUUAAUAUUUAUUGAGUUAAGUGUUGGUUAACUGUUUAUUAACUGUUCCUACAUUACCAACAAUGCUGUUCCAAUACCUGCUGAUAGCGGUGCCAGUGGGAUCUAUCUCUCGCUUCAUCCCUAUUUAAAGAAACUGAUGCAGCUUAGUCCUUUGGUCUGUUAGUCUUUAAGCUCUCUCACCUACUCAUCUGUACACUCAUCUCAAACAGAUAAGGUUCCAAAGCUUCAACUUUAAUGCUAAUAUUGCCAUCAAUGUUAUAAUCUUGUAGAUUUCCAACUAGCCAAGCCAAGUUAUCACUUAUGCUUGCGAUCAUUAAAAGUGUUCUGCUAUUAAGUAGCAAUGUCCCCACUUGCUGGAGGCACAGCUGCUAUCUUCUCAUGGGGAUAAUGAAAAUACAGCACCAACCAACAAUUUAACAUGAUAAUCACUAGGCAUAUCAUAAAUAUGUCAAUAUAAAUAUAAUUUAUGUGGUUAAGGUUGGGUGGCUUCCUUUAAAAGACCAUCUGCUUAAAAAUGAAAUGUGACUAGCAGUGAAGGGAAACUAGUAGCGGGAUGCUGAUUCACAGAUAUUGAUUUUUAAAAAAAUAUUUUCAGUGAAACUGUACUUUUAAUCUGAUAAUAGGGAAAGUGAUUGACUGUGUUUAACUACUAUAAACUGGUACACAUGGGCAAAAAUGUUAAAAUAUGCCUUGUGCAUUUAUGCAUUUACCUCAUUUACAAAAAGUGUUUAAAUUGUAAAUAAAGAUCAGAGAUGUUAGAACACGUUGCAGCAGGGUGGACUGUAAUUGCUCAUCUUAUAUGAGGAUGUUUACACUAGUGUUAGAUUGUUUUGUCUUCGAUUCCAGGUGCUGAUGAGAAUUGAGGGACAAGCACACACAAAAUGUAAAAGAAGGAAGGUUUAUUGGAUCUUCACAGUUUUCAAGCAGAGAUCAGUGAUGUUUCUUCACAUGUGUUACCCCUGUAACUCUUCCUAGCAGAAUUGAACAGAAUUUCUGUCAACACAAAUGCUUCCUAACUUGUCUGACUUUGGACAGAAUUUCCUGGAACACCCACUCCUGGGAAGAUUAACAACUGUCUUGAAGGUUGUCCAUUUAUAAACAAUCCUCUCACUGUAGGAUGGUGAAUUUCAAAUUGUUGGGGAUGGCCUAAUAACCCUUCGCAGAUUGAUGAGCAUCAACAAUUCCUUCUCUGAGGGCUUGACCGAUGUUCUUUCUUCUCGGAAUGAUGUCAACACACACCUGAUUGCUCCAGAACACCCACUUGCCAAAAGUCCUGCUUUUGUAGAGAUAGUCACACUUCUUAGUGAUUAACUAAUCUUUGCAUUUUAUUAGUAACACCUGGCUGUUCUCAUAAUUAUUGUGGAAGUAGGAAGGGGGCACUUAUUUUUUUCCCACCUGUUCUAUGAAUGUUGGAUUACUUUUUGGGGGGAAAUGACUACAUUUUGAAGUGUAUUGUUGGUUUUUGUUUGUUGUUGCUGUCACCUGAGGUUAUUUGUUUGUUUAUAGAAGUUGGUGCUGACCAUACAAUUGUUAUUUAGGCCCUGAUGAAUAAAAACAUAGAUUUGAA